Messenger RNA from Synchiropus splendidus (mandarinfish), 1016 nucleotides. RefSeq names its product troponin T type 2a (cardiac) (gene tnnt2a). The transcript has 10 exons. The record is from RefSeq and is a predicted model, not a curated record. Gene Ontology annotation, biological process: sarcomere organization; regulation of muscle contraction; cardiac muscle contraction. Bases 12 to 728 code for a protein of 238 amino acids. Gene Ontology annotation, cellular component: troponin complex. Lineage: Eukaryota; Metazoa; Chordata; Actinopteri; Syngnathiformes; Callionymidae. Gene Ontology annotation, molecular function: tropomyosin binding; troponin C binding; troponin I binding.
CCGGUCCAGUGAUGCCGCUCUCAUAUUUUGUUUCAGAUGGAGACGAAGAGGAGGGCGAAGAGGAGACAAAGCCAAAAUUCAAGCCCUUCAUCAUGCCCAACCUCAUCCCGCUGAAGAUUCCAGACGGUGAAAAGGUGGACUUUGAUGACAUUCAUCGGAAAAGGAUGGAGAAAGACCUGAUGGAGCUCCAGACUCUGAUCGAGGUCCAUUUCGAGAGCAGAAAGAAAGAGGAGGAGGAGAUCAUUCAUCUGAAGGAGAGGAUCGAGAGACGACGUUCGGAGAGAGCCGAGCAGCAGAGAAUCCGAAACGAGAGAGAGAAGGAACGUCAGAAGCGCCUGGAGGAGGAGCGAGCUCGGAAGGAGGAGGAGGAGGCCAAGAGGAGGGCGGAGGACGACGCCAAGAAGAAGAAGACCCUCACAAGUCUCCACUUUGGAGGCUACAUGCAGAAGCUGACGGAGAAACGCAGCGGGAAGAGGCAAACGGAACGAGAGAAAAAGAAGAAGAUCCUGAGUGAGCGACGUACGUCCCUGGACAUCGAGAACAUGAGCCAGGAGAGACUCAGGGAAAAGGCCAAGGAGUUGUGGGAGCGGAUGCACGGGCUGGAGGCGGAGAAGUUCGACCUCCAGGACCAGUUGGCCAGACAGAAAUACGAGAUCAACGUGCUGAGGAACCGUGUCAGUGACCACCAGAAAACAUCCAAGAGGACCAAGAGAGGCCUGAGGAAGUGACGGCGCAGGGGUCCCGGUCCUCCGCCGCCACAGCCAUCUUUGAUCCUCAUCACCCAAUAAAAGCCUUUCAGGUGGAUCUCUGGUUUCGUUGUGACUUGUGCGCGUCAGCCCAGAGCCAGUUUCACGAACAAGCUUGGACUUGAGUGGAAUUAUGAGGGAAGCUCACCAACACACACCCGUCCUCGCCCACAGCUGAACCACAGUCUGAUUCACGUCUGCGGUGACGGUGAUAUCAAGGAGGAUCAGGUGACGCGGCGUGAGGCGCCAGACAAACAUCACCCCCCCAAG